This is a messenger RNA of Achroia grisella, 3026 nucleotides long. Its product is annotated as ABC transporter G family member 23-like. Gene Ontology annotation, cellular component: membrane. Lineage: Eukaryota; Metazoa; Arthropoda; Insecta; Lepidoptera; Pyralidae. The transcript is spliced from 16 exons. Gene Ontology annotation, molecular function: ATP hydrolysis activity; ABC-type transporter activity; ATP binding. The record is from RefSeq and is a predicted model, not a curated record. The coding region runs from base 244 to 2400 and encodes 718 amino acids.
CUCGAUUCAAAUCCCUUUAACUGUCAACACGCGCGCCAAUUUCAAAUAAAGAAUCUUGUGAAAAUUUUUAUUAAAAUAAUUAUUUUUAAGCAGUGUUAUUUGGUGUUAUUCAUACUUUUUAAAUAUAUCUCUCUGUAUUAGUUUUCUGUACAGUCAUACGAAAGUAAAAGGAGGUGAAACGCUUGUAUAUCGAUAAAAAAAUGCGAUCACAAUAAAAUCCAGCUGCUUGUGCGGCCAUCCAAGAUGGCGGCGCGUAAUGCCGCGGUGGUCAUAGAACGGGCCUGCAAAUACUAUGGCUCGCCAGACAAGCCUGACUAUAAGCCUGUGCUUAUAGAUAUGAACAUGACAGUUGAAAGGGGAAUUAUAUACGGGCUUCUUGGACCAUCAGGUUGCGGUAAAACUACACUUCUCUCAUGUAUAGUGGGCAGACGAAAACUGAACAGCGGCAAUGUAUGGGUAUUGGGAGGAAAACCGGGUGAAAGAGGAAGCGGGGUACCGGGACCCAGGGUCGGCUAUAUGCCUCAGGAUAUAGCGUUAGUAGGUGAAUUCUCAGUUCGAGAUGCCGUCUACUACUUCGGGAGGAUAUACGGCAUGAAGGAUGAUAGACUGAGGGAGCGGUUUGCGUUCCUCAGUGAACUUCUAGACCUAGCCGAUGAAGGAAGGCUGAUCAAAUCACUUUCUGGAGGACAGCAGAGAAGAGUAUCGCUGGCUGCAGCAUUAGUGCACGAACCAGAACUCUUGAUAUUGGAUGAACCAACUGUAGGAUUGGAUCCUAUGUUGAGAGAAAGAAUUUGGGAGUUUCUAUCAGAGUUGGCAAGAAGAGGAACUACUGUUAUCAUUACAACGCACUAUAUCGACGAAACAAAACAAGCGCAUAAGAUCGGCCUACUCCGAGAUGGUCAACUUUUGGCCGAGGAAGCACCCGAACAGUUGCUGCGUAAAUUCGAUUGUGAUACCCUCGAGGACGCAUUCCUCAAACUGGCGCUCAGGCAGCACAAUUUGCCACCGAGACGGCAGUCAUCACUGUCGGUAUCUCCUGACGUGAUACCAGAGAGUAGUAUACCUGGUAGCCAGUAUUCGUCACGAGAGACCUUCAAUGUAGUCACCAGCAGCACAGAUGUAUUAACUAAGAACGAGAAACCAAAAGACUGUAACAGUAAAUCUAAGGCUCGCUAUAAGGCUGUAUUCAUCAAAAGCAUACAGCAAUUCACAAGGCAUCCCGGUGGUCUAAUAUUUUCCGUGAUAUUCCCCAUUCUGCAAGUGGUGGCAUUCUUCUCCGCCGUGGGCCACGACCCAAGAGAUCUGAAGAUCCCUCUUAUAAAUGAGGAGGCAGCUUCCUCGCCAUAUGGUCUGGAUAUAUGUAAAAAUAAUAGUCUACAACCAAUAACACGGCUAGAAGAUGACAUUUGCGAGUUUGACAUGAUCAGUUGUUGGUUUCUGGACGAAGUGCAGAAAAAAUUAUUACAUCCAUUGCCAUAUAACUCGACUGAAGAAGCGAAAAACUCGGUGCUACGGGCGAAGUAUCACGGCGCGAUGCACAUCGGUCGCAACUUUAGCGAAGCACUCGCCACCAGACUUCGAGACGGCGAUGUUGGCGACAACAUCGUCGAUGACAGCAAUAUUGAAGUCUGGAUUGACACUAGCAAUUUUCAGAUAUCAAACUUCAUUAAAACGCAACUAAUGAAAGCGUAUAAGGAUUUCAUGAAGCGAGCUAUGAUAGCUUGCGACAAAAAUGAAGGCAUGGCACAGCUUCCAGUUAAUUUCCACGACCCAGUCUACGGAGAUAAGGAUGCACAAUUCCAAAACUUCAUGGCACCCGGAGUUAUGAUAACGAUAAUCUUUUUCCUGGCGGCGGUGGUGACGUCCACGCUGAUGAUCAGCGACCGUCUGGAGGGCGUGUGGGAGCGAAGCGCGGUCGCCGGCGUCAAACCCAAGGAAAUGCUCAACGUUCACAUUGUAUUGCAGUCUGCAGUUAUAUUGAUGCAGACAAUAGAAAUGAUGUUGCUAGCAUUCGUCGGCUACGGGCUUGACUCCAAAGGGUCUCUGCUGACCGUCGGUAUACUGCUAUUCCUGCAAGGUCUUAGUGGGAUGUGCUACGGGUUUCUCUUAUCUAUUUACUGCGGCAGCUUCACCAUGGCUUUCUUCGUGGCCACAGGCAGCUUUUAUCCCAUGAUUUUAUUAUGCGGUAUUCUAUGGCCAUUGGAGGGCAUGUCGAUGGGCUUGAGAUAUGUCGCCCUCACGCUACCCUUCACAAUCCCCUCAAAGUCCCUCCGAGAUAUCAUGGAAAAGGGGUACACCAUCGCCGACCCGACGGUAUACUACGGAUUCCUGGUGACGGUGGCCUGGAUCGUCAUAUCACUAUUGCUAUGUUUACUCAGACUGAAAUAUAAGAAAAUGUAGUGUGGAUAGAUUUAUUAAUUUGUAUAUAGAAUUAUUGUAUAUAUUUCCAGGAUCAACCAAAUCAUUAUGAAUAUAUUUAUAGAUAAUAUAUUGUAAUAUGUAUAUAGUACUUCCUAGUUCUUAAUACAUAUUUUUUAUAGAAAAAUUGAUCUUAGAACGGACAAAUGUAGUCACAGCGAUUAAAAAUGGCCGUUAAACCAUAAAUAGAUUCAUAUGUAUUUUAUACAUACAGCUAUACUACAAUAUUAAAACAGAACAAAGCAUUCAGUUGCUGGUGCUACCAAGUUUAAAGGAUAUAAAAAGGGUUAGGGGUGUACUAGGACUAAAAUUAGGCAAAAGAAGGUAAAUUUUACCCUAAUUUUUGUUCUUCACUAUCAGUUGAUACCUAAUUUAAAAAUAGCUACCCUAAUAUACUUACCACAGGGAAUUGUAGUAUACAUAGAUUAUAACGCGUCAGCAUUUAAAAAAUUACAGUAGAGAUUUCCACUAUUAAAAGUUCUUGAGUUAUUUAGUUAAUAAAAAUUGAGCAUAGCUCUACCGGGUAGCAUGUAUAUAGCUUACUAUAUAAGUAUAAAUAGAUAUAGAAAUUAUCUUCUGGUAAGAAUUUAAUGGUUAUACCGGUACGG